GUCCUGGCGGCGCUGCUGAUUUCGCUGGUACACCUGGGCAUCGGCACCACCUACGGCUUCUCGGGCGUGAUGCUGCCCGAGCUCACCGACCGGGGCACUAGCGAUCUCUUCCUCGACGAAUCACAGGCGGCGUUUUUUAGCAGUCUGUCAGACCUUGGCGGUUUCUUUGGCUCUGUCCUCAGCAUGGCGUUGCUGAUGAGGCUUGGACACCGCGUGCUACUGCUUCUCGGUCUUCCCAUCAGCGCUUGUGCUUGGCUCGGUCUUGCAUUUGCACAAACCCCGACGAUGUUGCAGACCAUGCGAUUCAUUGUGGGUUUAACCGGAAGCUUCACCUUACCCGCCGGAAAUAUGUAUAUUCUAGAAGUUUCUCACAAGACGCUUCGUGGUCUCCUGUUUGGCUUAGUGACAACCAGUCGACAAGCGGGGGUUCUUUUCGUAUAUGCUAUAGGCAGCUUAGGGUUAGGAUGGCGCACUACAGCUCUCAUAUGUUCCGGGGUUGCCAUCCUUCCGGUCGUCGGCCUUCUGUUCUUGCCAAAUUCACCUCGGUGGCUGAUUACCCAGGGUCUUUUUACUGAGGCUCAGAAGUCACUUACCUUUUACAGAGGCGCUCUUUAUGAUUCAGAGCCCGAAAUGAAUGCCAUCAUGGACCAAGUAGGAGAAAAUGGUCCGGAAAAGAAUAGUAUAAGGGCCCAGUUAAGGAUAAUGACCGAACCAUCCACUUUGAAAACCCUCCUAUUACUUCUCUUUAUAUCUUUGCUUUACAAUUUCAGUGGUUAUAACGUGCUGAUAGCUUAUAUCGUACCAAUCUUACAAUCAGCUAGUAUUGAUAUGGAUGCUUACGUGAGUGCCAUGCUGAUCGGCGCCGUUAGGGUAGCGGGCACAGUUAUUCAUCUUACUGUGGUGGAUCGAAUGGGUCGAAAACCGUUACUAGUAUCAUCGUACGUAUCGUGUGCCCUUUGCAUAGCAUGUCUAGGAGGUUAUUUCUAUUUUCAAAGUAUUUCUGGAUACGUAAAUUACUUCGGCUGGGUCCCUCUCACCUCCCUUGUUAUUUUUGUCCUCUUCACCGGCGUGGGUCAGCCUGUAAUUUUCAUCCUACAAGGAGAACUGCUUCCUACUUCCUUCCGCGCAACUGGAGUGUCCUUAAUCCUUUGUCUCGUCUUCCUAGGGAGCUUCACAGCUAUUAGGACGUAUUCCUUGGCCUCAGCUUUUAUGGGGGAGCACGGAACAUUCUGGUUGUAUGGUGGUGUUUGUUUCGUUAUUGCUCUGGUAAGUGCUGUUAGUUUGCCAGAGACUCGAGGUCGGUCCCUUGAGGAAAUCACGCAGAGAAAGUAGGAAAACGGAUAGACGAAUCGCAUGUUUUCACUAUUUUCAUUUAAUUAGGCACUUACUGUACCGUUUAUUCCUGGUCGAUGUUUUAACAGCCUUCCGUGUACUAUACUCGCCCCAUUUCCUAUAACAAGUACAUAGUCACCAAAAACUUAUUCCCAGAUUCGAAUUCUCUCUCAUGGUUAACCAUCGCAUCAUACAUGCGCGCGAAUAUGUGUGUGCUAUUCCUAACAUAUUCAUGAGGUACAAAACUUCUCAAGGACCACAAAAACGAAAAAGACCUUAAAUAUCUUGGUAAAUGAGCCUUCCCUCCAAUUUCAUUAACUAUUUUUUGUUUAUGCAUUAAUCUUAAUUUCUCGACCAGUUCUUCUCCAUCGUCUCUGAGCUCUGACUGUCUUUAUAGGAGCGGUAAUACUAGCUUAUUAGUUCUGUGGACCACUUAUAGUAAUAUAAUUACCUGUUUUAGAAAAGUCACGGUAAUGAAAGUAUUGCUAUGGCGGUUGCUUGUUCGAUUAUGCGUCAGAAUCUUGUGUUAUUUAUCAUGUCUGCGAUCUUUCGUAUCAUCUAGGCAGCAGCUUGCCUUCACUAUAGAUAUAUCUACUGCACUUCUGUAAACGAAAUCAUCAAACCAAUAUUGUUAAGCGCGAAAUGUGACGAGAUAUAUCUACAGCGAUGAAUUAUGCAUCUACAAGACGGCAAUUUCUUCUGCUCAUUCUUCUUCAAUAAAUGAACAUUUCAUGCAGUGGUAUUUGCCAUGUCAUUAGAUUUUCGUUUUCUUUAGUAUUACUUGCAUUCAGUUUGUGAACAAUUUUUUCUCUGAUUUCAAAGGACUUGCGCUACGUGUCCAUUAAGGCUUUUUGAGUAGCAUGUUGGCUGUAAUGAAGUGGUCGAAGGAAGUUAUUUUCGCUGUUUAAUGGGUACUAAGUUUAUUCGGUGUUGUUUUUAGUGAUUAUUUUUAUUAAUGGAAAUAUUUCUGCCGCGUCAGCAUGUAAGGUCAUUAUUAGCGUAUUCAAAAUAUAGCGACAGGAUGAGGCUUGGGAGCGAAGCCCCCGGGAAAGGACUUUUUUUUUGUUUGUUUGUUUUAUUCAUAAGGCAAUAACUGUGGAAUCCCAGAAUGGUUUAUGUUUUAAAACAAAUAAAUGUGCUAGACACCAAAGGAUUGUGAUAACGAAUUGUGACGAAAAGGGCAAAAGUUAGUCACCGAUUAGGAUAAAUGAGACAGAAAAGGAUGAAGAGAAGGAAAAAGAAAGGAGGGGAAGAAAAGACCAUGCAAAAUAUGUUGAGGCGAGGUAUGAGAUCCAAGGCAGGGGUGAUCCCCUACUUUGGGCCUCAGUCCCCGUCUCCUAAACUCUCCCCCACGACAACAACGAGCGAGGGAUCAGAGCUGAAAGUUUUUUUUU
This is a messenger RNA of Penaeus monodon (black tiger shrimp), 2726 nucleotides long. RefSeq names its product facilitated trehalose transporter Tret1-2 homolog. Gene Ontology annotation, biological process: transmembrane transport. Gene Ontology annotation, cellular component: membrane. NCBI's taxonomy places the organism in Eukaryota, Metazoa, Arthropoda, Malacostraca, Decapoda, Penaeidae. The record is from RefSeq and is a predicted model, not a curated record. Gene Ontology annotation, molecular function: transmembrane transporter activity.